This is a messenger RNA of Drosophila ficusphila, 2865 nucleotides long. RefSeq names its product esterase B1. Bases 942 to 2666 code for a protein of 574 amino acids. The record is from RefSeq and is a predicted model, not a curated record. The transcript is spliced from 4 exons. Lineage: Eukaryota; Metazoa; Arthropoda; Insecta; Diptera; Drosophilidae.
AAAAUCAAUAGUUUAAAUAAAUUUUCCAAUGUUUUGAAAAAUAGUGAUUAAUACCCCAAAGGAUAUAACAUGAAGAUAAAACUGUCAAUUUGAUAAAAUACAUUUAUUGAUUUAUAUAUACACUCAAGAAUAGAAAUCAACCUGCAAGGAAUUCCCGAACUCCGCCAAUAAACAGCAAUAACACCUAUAACAUCUGCGGGGGGCUGAUAGCCAAGUGCCGGCGAACGCUAUAAACAAUAAACAAUGCGGCAGCAACAAAAACGAUAACGCCCAAACAAAACAACGGCGCCCAGAACGACCAGCAAGCGGACCCACUCGAGCAAACCGAACGGCCCAAGGCAUUUGAGUGCACAGCGCACACAGAGACGCUAGAAUAUCACUCAUACGACCCCGUGGCCAGUGCGGAAUGGGCAAACGAGUGGAAAAAUCAUCAUCGACAAGCGGCCAGCGCGUGUGUGUGCGAGUCGAGCGUCGGCGGGCACUAAACUUAGCCGGCGCUUACUUUAAAUGCUCAGUUGCCGAGCGGACCCUGAGUAAAGCGCAACGCCAGCCUUAGAUUCUCUGGCCGGAGUCCGGAAUUCGCUACCCGCAGUCCGGUGCCUUUUUCAAUUACUCCGCAAUUGUGAAAUCAGAGCAGUUACGCUGCCAGCAACAAGUGAUGUGACAUUGAAUAUCGUGAAGGGAACUCAAAUUCUAAAGUUGUUCCGUACAGGAAAAGUGCAAACAAAUGUUUUAAGGGCCGGCAGCUAAUUCAGCUCUCGUCAAUCGCACCGUUGCCCACCUGCGAUUUUAUAGAUUUUCCGUGUGUGCCGUCCGCGUUUGUUUUCAUUGGGAGUUCGAACAGCUUGCCAAUUGUGUAUUGUGUAUUUAAUAGUCCCGCAUAUAUACGAAUAUAUCCGGAAGGGAUUCGAUUGUGGCCGCCGGCGUGAGACCACAGCAAGAUGUCAUUCGAUAUAGCCGUGGCCGAUCAGAUGCGCAUUGCACUGAACUACGUGAAGUUCAAGACAAACCAGCAGCGCCUGCGCAGCAAUGACAAGGUCAUCGCAGAUACAGUUUACGGGAAGGUGAAGGGGGUGAAGUGGCAGUCGAUCUACGGCAACAACUACUACAGCUUCGAGGGAAUCCCUUUCGCCAAGCCCCCCGUUGGGGAUCUGCGCUUCAAGGCGCCCGUGGAGCCCGACCACUGGUCAGAGGUCAAGCGGUGCACGCGGGUGCGGUCCAAGCCCUGCCAGGUCAACAUCGUCCUGAAGCAGGUGCAAGGCAGCGAGGACUGCCUGUACCUCAAUGUCUACACAAGGGAGUUGCAUCCCCACAGACCCUUGCCGGUUUUAGUUUGGAUCUAUGGCGGUGGUUUCCAAAUGGGAGAAGCUUCGCGGGAUCUCUACAGUCCUGAUUACAUAAUGAUGGAACACGUAGUUCUGGUGGUUAUAUCCUAUCGCCUCGGAGCCCUGGGCUUUCUCAGCCUUGAAGACGAGGAGCUGGAUGUCCCCGGAAACGCAGGACUGAAGGAUCAGGUGAUGGCUCUGCGAUGGGUUAAGAAAAACUGCCAGUUCUUUGGCGGCGAUCCGGAGAACAUAACCGUUUUCGGUGAGAGUGCCGGAGGGGCCUCCACCCACUACAUGAUGCUGACGGAUCAGACAAGAGGACUCUUCCACAAGACUGUCGUAAUGUCGGGAGCUGCCCUUGCACCCUGGGCCCAGACCCCAACUCACAUAAAUUGGCCAUAUCGCUUGGCUCAGGCAACGGGUUAUACUGGUGAGCCGAACGACAAGGAAAUCUUCGCCCAUCUCAAGAAAUGCAAGGCCAGCAGCAUGCUGAAGGUGGCCGAGGACAUAAUCACCAUGGAGGAGCGCCACCAGCGGUUGACCAUGUUCAGUUUUGGACCCACCAUCGAACCCUAUGAAACCCCGCACUGCGUUAUCCCCAAAUCCCCACUAGAGAUGAUGCGCAACUGCUGGGGCAACAGCAUUCCCAUGGUCAUCGGGGGAAACUCCUUCGAAGGUCUCCUGAUGUUCCCAGAGGUGAACAAGUGGCCUGAACUACUUUGCCAGUUGGGAGAUUGCGAGAACCUGGCUCCUGUGGAUGCCAACCUCAAUGAGGAGCAGAAGAAGGCAUUUGGGAAGCAAGUUAGGGAGCUGUACUUUGGCGACAGGACUCCCAGCAGGAAGACCAUUUUGGAGUACAGUGAUCUUUUCUCGUACAAAUAUUUUUGGCACGGCAUCCAGAGGACUUUGCUCUCUCGAGCUCAUCACGCUCCAUCGGCUCCAACUUACCUGUACCGAUUUGAUUUUGACUCAAAGCACUUCAACACAAUGCGAAUUAUCACCUGCGGACGCAAAGUGCGCGGAACUUGCCACGCGGAUGAUCUGUCCUAUUUGUUCUACAACGCGGCGGCCAAGAAACUGAAGCGCCGCACAGCUGAGUUCAAGACGAUUAAGCGACUGGUCUCCAUGGUCGUUCAGUUUGCCAUUUCCGGGGACCCCAACAUUCCGAUGGUCUCCCACGAUGAGAAGGAACAUCCUCCAGGGGCGUGGCUGCCGAUUUCGCGGAAGGAUGACGUCUUCAAGUGCCUGAAUAUUUCGCACGAUGUGCAAGUAAUUGAUUUGCCAGAAGCUGAAAAGCUGAGACUUUGGGACAGCGUCUACGAUAGAGAACUUCUUUACUGAAAGACCCACCCACAUUUGUCAAACUCUCCUCAUCGGAAUACCAUAUAUCAAUAGCAAUACAGCCUAGCCCUAGACUUAGCCCCUAAGUUGGCCCUGAAGUGGCCUUAAAAGCACAUCAAAUGAACACAUGUAAAUAGCGAUUUUUUAAAGCAUAGCCGUAAGGGUAUAUACAAAAUAUAGACAUACAUAUAUACACAAA